This is a messenger RNA of Musca domestica (house fly), 1762 nucleotides long. Its product is annotated as techylectin-5B. The record is from RefSeq and is a predicted model, not a curated record. The coding region runs from base 542 to 1747 and encodes 401 amino acids. NCBI's taxonomy places the organism in Eukaryota, Metazoa, Arthropoda, Insecta, Diptera, Muscidae. The transcript has 9 exons.
GAUAAGAACUUUUGAUCGAACCUUAUGUUGUUCACUCACAUCAGUAUUGUUUAAUUGGUUGAGAGUAAAACAUUUACAAAAAUGAAAUUAUUCAUAAUUUUAUUUGUGUUUGGAUUAUUUCAAUUGAUAUACUGUGAACAAAAAAACAAAGAUUACUAUGAUUUGAAUGACAGCACAGAACAUGUCUAUGUGGUGCAGCUAAUAUUAAAAAAGUUGGGUGAUUUGUCCAAAGUUACGUCCAAAAUUGAUGCCAAAAUGGAAGAUAUAAAUAAAAGGUACCUUGAGGUGGAGAACAAGUUUAGCGAAGUGGAUAACAAAUUCAAUCUGAUUUCGCAGCAAUUUGACAAUUUUAAAACAGUAGUUUUAGAACAAAAUCAGAAAAAUGAACAACGCUUUGAAGUAUCGGGCAAAAUAUUUGCAGCAUUGAAUGAAAGAGUCAACGAAAUCAACGGGUUGCUUGAAAAAUCUGACAGCAACAUUCUAACUUUUAAAAAUGAGACUUCGAAUAUUUUGAAUAACCAAACAAAAGCUUUGGAAAAAAAUGGAAAUCGAAACUCAUCAGGAUCAAAAAAGAAUUGACGACCUGGAAGCCCGCUUGAAUCUGACAAGGAAAGAAAACUCAAUAUUUAAAAGUGAUAUUUCCAAAACUAUCGGUGAACAAAACGAUGCCUUCCGAACGGAAUUAAAUAAAACGGUUGCUGAUAUUAAUAAAUUGAUCGGUAACUCAAGCAAUGAAUGUUUGGAGUUCAAAACUGAAAUUACCAAAACAUUAAAAGAGCAAAAAUCAACAUUGGAACAUUUGCAAAAUAAGGCUAACAAAGAUCAAAAAAGUAUUAGCGAACUUAAAUCCCGCCUGGAUGUAUCAGUCAAGGACUAUUCAACAUUUAAAACCGAUAUUUCCAAAACAGUGAAAGAAUAUAACGACGCUUGCAAAAAAGACUUAAACAACAGAAUUGCAGAUAUCAAUAAAUUGCUUAGCAAAUCAGCUAAUGAAGUGUUAGCUUUUAAAAAUGAAAUUGCGAAGACCUUAAAUGAACAUAAAGUAAACCUAAAUAGACUGGAAAAUAAUACUCUCGAGUAUCAGAAAAGGCAAGAGACUCAACUGAAAAAUCUUUGGGAAAAUGGUUCCUUAGACAAGAAAUCCGAUUGGACUAUUGUUUUGCGCCGACAGGAUGGUUCUGUUAAUUUCAACAGAAACUGGGCAGAUUAUAAGGCAGGCUUUGGCAAUCUAAAUUCUGAGUUCUUCAUCGGAAUGGAAGCUCUUCACAACCUCACCUCAAAUGGUUCACCUCACGAAAUGGUUAUCACAUUAAAAGAUUUUAAUGGAGUCCAAACCUUUGCCAGAUAUGAUGACAUUGUCAUUGGCAGCGAAAAAGAACAAUACGAACUGAAGGUGUUGGGUGUACAUAGCGGCAAUGCCGACGAUUCACUGAGACAUCAUGAGGGAGAGAAAUUCACAACUCGCGAUCGAGACAAUGACAAUUCUCCUAAAACUAAUUGCGCCGAGACCUUCAAAGGCCCGUGGUGGUAUUACCAGUGCAACCCUAGUAGUCAACUCUUCGGUCCUUAUGAAGGCCAAGCACAUGGACAACGUCUCCGGUGGAGUCUUAAUAAGUUACACGAUUUAAAAUAUGUUGAAGUUAAAAUAAAAAUUAAAAUUAAUUUUCACAUGGGUCAUAGGCUACUUUUUAGACCGCUGAAUGAUUUAGGGGGAGAACUUCUACGAGUAUCACAAAUCUUAAAGUAAAGAAUAGUUUUAUGC